Molecule: messenger RNA, 890 nt
Organism: Soboliphyme baturini
Lineage: Eukaryota; Metazoa; Nematoda; Enoplea; Dioctophymatida; Soboliphymatidae
Source: the annotation of a GenBank genome assembly
AUGGGCAGUUUAUUCGGCAUCGGUGGAGCAGGCUUUACUGGUUACAAGAUGGUUCGACGGGUGGGCGAAUUGGAAGAGUUCAAGUUCGAACGAAUGUCUGAGGGCUGCAGUCUGCACAUGACCAUUGCCGUCAGUGGAUGGAUCAACGAGGAACGCGAAGAUGCGUUCAGGUGGGCAUGGCGAUACUUGGCACUUAGCGAAGAACAGUACUGCGUGCGUUACGAGUCAAAGUACUUGCUGGAAUUGGGCAAGGCGAUGAACUACCUGAUGUCAUACGUCGUCAACUACGCCAUCGAGCAGGCUUUGAUGGACACUGCAAUCGGAGGCAUCGUUUCUGCAUUGGCAUGGCCAAUGGCCCUGUUGACCGUUGCCAACGUCAUUGACAACCCGUGGAGCCUCGGCAACCGGCCUGUGACCUUGCUAGGGUUCAGUCUGGGAGCACGUGUCAUUCACAAGUGCCUACAGGCGAUGGCGAAACGCAAGGGCUGCGAAGGAAUCGUCGAAGAUGUCGUUCUACUUGGUGCUCCCGUGAACAGAUCCGUAAACGAUUGGAAGACGAUCUUGCCGGUCGUCAGCGGACGGAUUAUCAACGGAUAUUCAAAAAGCGAUUGGCUGCUGAAGUUCCUCUACCGUACCAUGAAUAUACAACCUUGGAUCGCUGGAAUAGGACCCGUCGAAAACGUCAGUAACAAAGUGUCCAAUAUUGACCUGACGGACAUUGUCAGAGGGCACCUCGAUUAUCAACAUAAGUUACGUGAAGUGCUUGAAGCGAUUGAAAUCCCGGUUUUGCCGUUCACUGCCGCCAUCGUUCCCGUACUCCCGCUGGAGAAUGGUCCUGCAUCUGACGACAGUACUGCAUCCUCCCGGUCACAUUCCCAGGCAACGUAGGU